UCUUCAAUACACCCUCAUAAAUGUUCAUAAAAUCCAAAGCAUUUUCCAAUAUAUCGGAUCUCUCUGAUUAUCCAGGCAUUUUCUCAACAUAACAAUCUCACGCCUUUGACUCGAAAAAGUUCCCGGGCACGUGGUCACUAGCUAACGCCAGGGCUGACUUGAUGGAGUUGUGUUGACCCCAUUCAAAGUUCUUUUUCUUGGAAUUACAGAGUCAGAAUGGAGUCAAGGGCCGUUUUCCUAUGUCUUGCUUGUUUUUGCCUACCACAGUUAACAUUAGUGUCGGCCAGGAGUGUUAAUAAGGCCUUGAACAUGAUAAGGAAUGAGAUAACCGAUCAUCAAGUUGAAGCGAACAAAAUAAUGGACUUCUUGACUAAAGGACCAGGAAAGCAUCAAGUUUACGACAGACUUGCAAAAUUUGUCGAUACAUUUGGCAGUCGAGUUGCAGGCUCUGCCAAUCUGGAGUAUGCUAUAAAUUACAUGCUCGAUGAACUGAAAGAGGACAAGCUUGAUAAUGUACAUGGUGAAGAAGUGAAUGUAACCCACUGGGUGCGUGGUAAGGAAUCAGCCAAAAUGAUUACGCCCAGGAAUCACUCUAUUGCCCUGCUUGGCCUCGGAGGCAGUGUAGGUACUCUGCCUGAAGGUAUCACUGCAGAAGUUUUGGUUGUGGGCUCAUUUGAUGAACUUCAUGCCAAGGCCUUCGAGGCAAAGGGUAAAAUUAUGGUUUUUAAUGAGAAGUGGAUCAGUUAUGGAAAGACAGUGGCUUAUCGAGUAUAUGGCGCUAUAGAGGUGGCUAAAGUUGGUGGUCUUGCCUCCCUCAUCCGUUCUGUGACUCCAUUUUCUAUUUACAGUCCUCAUACUGGUUGGCAAGUUUAUAAAGAAGGAUUAGUCAGUGAAGUGAAGGUCAAGAGAUAA
Molecule: messenger RNA, 912 nt
Organism: Pocillopora damicornis (cauliflower coral)
Lineage: Eukaryota; Metazoa; Cnidaria; Anthozoa; Scleractinia; Pocilloporidae
Product: carboxypeptidase Q
Biological process (GO): proteolysis; peptide catabolic process
Molecular function (GO): metallodipeptidase activity
Source: RefSeq, a predicted model, not a curated record